Molecule: messenger RNA, 1750 nt
Organism: Magallana angulata
Lineage: Eukaryota; Metazoa; Mollusca; Bivalvia; Ostreida; Ostreidae
Product: blastula protease 10-like
Exons: 11
Coding region: 74-1501 (475 amino acids)
Biological process (GO): proteolysis
Molecular function (GO): metalloendopeptidase activity; zinc ion binding
Source: RefSeq, a predicted model, not a curated record
UAAACACAGGUUUCUUUUCAAAUAUUGCUAUAUAAAAGAUGGUUGAUAUCAGCUAAGGCACAACAACAACAGCAUGUUGGGAAAGAUCAUUUUUGCGAGUUUGCUGGCUGCAUGUAUAUUUGUCUGUGCGCACGCCGUUCCAAUAUCUGGAAAUGAUUUGAAGUCAAUGCAAGAAGAUCUGAUAGAGGUCGAGCGAGCUUUACUUCGACUAGGCGGUCAAACGGAUCCAGAGGCACUGAUUCCAAAUGCAUCCAUUAACAAUUAUGUUAACCACAAGAAACCACGUGUCCGAAAGAUAAAAACCAAACAUGUUCACAAACCUGCGGAACAAGAAGGACUCGAGUUCGAAUCCGACAUGUCACUCUCGCCAGAGGAGAAGGAGGAUAUGGAAGAAAUGGAAUCGAGGGGGCGGAUCCGGAGAAAGGCAGUGGCCAAUGACAUGAAACUGUGGCCCCGUGGGAUUGUGUACUAUCAGUUGUCCAGUACUCUAGAAGGCCAGGCAGUCUCUAAUGUUAAAUCCGCUAUGAAACUCUGGGAGGAUAACACUUGUCUGAGAUUCAGGGAAUACAAUUCGGCUUCCGGAUCCUCGGAUAGGAUUAUAUUUGUCGGAUCACAGGGAUGCCAGUCUCCAAUUGGUCGAAGAGGUGGUCCGCAGGAAAUCACGAUUGGGGGAAGCUGUCAACAAUCGAUUGGAUCUAUUGCACAUGAAAUUGCACAUAGUAUUGGAUUUUACCACGAGCACUCUAGACCAGAUCGGGACGAUCACGUGACUAUUAAUACCAAUAAUAUACAACCGGGGUUUGAGGGGGAUUUCCGGAAGAUUGGCGCCAGGAGUAUCGAGGACAUUGAACCAUACGAUGUGUCCUCUGUGAUGCAUUAUGGUCCAACAUUUAUGAGUCGGGACGGGCAGUCUAAAACAAUAGUGCCACGGGUCAAGAACCUUCUGAACACGAUGGGUCAGCGAGAUGCACUGAGUUUCCUGGAUAUUAAAACUGCCAACGAUCUCUACAAAUGCGCAGCAAGUUGUCCAAUAAAGUUAAACUGCAAAAACGAAGGCUAUGUUGGACCAAACUGCGCCUGUCUGUGUCCAAAUGGUUUGACAGGGAGGGAUUGCUCAGAAGUUGUCCAAAGUAACACUAACUGUGGUGGGGAGUUGACGGGAACGAGCGGAGUUCUUUCUUCUCCAAACUAUCCCAGAGAUUACUCAUCAUAUGCUGACUGUCUUUGGGUUAUCAAGGGACCGGUUGGAUCAAGAAUAACACUUAUAAUGGAGGACUUCCAAGUAGAGGAUGACUCCACAUGUUACUUUGACUGGCUGGAAAUAUUUCUUGGUGGACCACACAUAGGGGGCGCUCGAUUCUGCGGAGAAGAAAGUGGAAGCGAGAACAGGCCGCCGAGGACUAUAGAGUAUCCUGGCAAUACUCUGCUGAUCAAAUUCCACGCAGACGACUCGAACGAGUUCUCGGGAUUUCGAGCCCGAUACACCAUACACUCGUCCUAAUCAAAAGAAAUCAAUGAAUCAUCAUGCAUUUUAAAACAAAAUCAAGUGUAUCGGCCAGACGAUGUUUUAAUCGUGAACGACAAUUUUUGAUCGAAUUUACAUGUUUAUCUUAUAUGUACUAAUUGAAUUGUGCAACGCUGUAUUUUCAUGGGUUAAAUUUUUUGAAGAUUGAUUGAAGAAGAUUUCAUAUUUUUGCUUGAAUGUAUAAUAAAUAAACAGGUACUAAAUAAAAUCACUCUAAAGUAACAA